Molecule: messenger RNA, 5612 nt
Organism: Acanthopagrus latus (yellowfin seabream)
Lineage: Eukaryota; Metazoa; Chordata; Actinopteri; Spariformes; Sparidae
Product: E3 SUMO-protein ligase ZBED1-like
Exons: 2
Coding region: 2597-3871 (424 amino acids)
Molecular function (GO): DNA binding
Source: RefSeq, a predicted model, not a curated record
CACUUGGUCCUUUAGGUGCACACUAUGUGGAGCUUGAUGUGGAUGUGGGGGUUCAGUGGCAUCUCCUCCUAGCAGCUCUGGCUCACUGUCUUCCUCCUCAGAGGCAGACGUAUGUGUCACUCUCAACAACUGAGGAAACUGCAUUGUGAAAAAUACAGAUGGCGUCAAAAUAAAACAGCAAUAAAAUAACAUCACACACACACAAUCAUCUACUGUUACAAGCUGAGUCAACAUUCAUAAUUAGGCGCAAUCUGUCAAAAUCAUCUAUUGUUACAGAGUGAGGCCAAACUGCUCAGUGUCCUAACUGGGCAUGCAGUUUACUGCCUCUGUAAGCUCUGACCUGGGGCUGGUAGACUGGGUCCUUGUGUCUGACCACACUGACCUGCCUGACUAGCUGCAGCUUCAGAGCUGCCAGGGCUGCUGACAUUGGUGUUGGAGUCUGUCUGGACCUGAGCUGUGCCUCAUUUGUGCUUCUUAAAAGAAAAAAGCCUGAAAUAUCUCCCUUCCUCUUCAUUCUUAUCUGUCCUCAUACAAAAUAAGACAGUCUGGUUACACCCCGAGAUUGUGUCUUAAACUAUUCAUCUUCAUUCUCGUGCUAUAGCUUAUUUUAUAAUCAACUGUCAGCCUGGCUACUAUACAAUUAAACUGGAUAAUGUAAUCUUGUCAGCACUAAGUAAAUCCAAGAGUCUGGCUGCAGACCUCCAGUGUGGGGUCACUUCCAGUGCAGCCUCUAGUCUCAGGCCGGGAAGUGCAAGAAACUUCAAAAUAAAAUCCUUUAGACACAAUAAACUUCAAAAUAAAAUCAUGUAGACACUUUCUGUGAAAGCAAUAUCAUCGCGAUUUUGCUGCCGUUUUAUAUUUAAUUAAUCAACAUUGUAAUGUUAAAACCAUUAACUACCUUAAUGUGGCAUACAUGUUGAUCUUGCCAAUACUGUCUACGUAGCAUGUAGCAUCGGUAGACCUAUCUAUAUCAGUGUAGCAACAUAUCGAUUCAAUACGUCUGCCAUCAACAUUACUGCUUUAACACUGAUUCUGUCAACAGGACAUAAACUCUGUCCAUGUAGCUCAGUGACGUCAGUUCAUAGAAAAACAUUAAGCUUGUUGACUGGACAGUUGGAGCCUAAAGCCUCUCUUCCUGUCUUUAUCAAAAAACACACUUUUCAUUCAUAAUGGACCUUUGAAGAGUGUAACAGUAGUUUAGUACAAAUAUCUGAAUUCAAUAUGGAAAAUGUAUUUCACACAUAUCCACAAACUGUUGGACAAUGUGACAGACAUUAGCUUCACUACGGAUAUAUGGAGUCUGGACGUAAGUCAGAUGAGUAUGUUGAGUCUUACUGCUCAGUGGAUUGAUGACAGCUUUGGAAUGAAGAGAGCUGUUUUGUGUGCACAAGAGUUUGCAGGAUUGCAUACGGUGGCUGCCAUCACUAGUGCAUUUGACUGCAUGUUUGCUCAGUGGAAAAUUAAAAAGACAAUGUGCACGUUGUGCUUCACAACAAUGCACAGAAUAUGCAGAAGGCAGUGGACGAGUGUGGCGUUAAAAGCCUGGGCUGCAUGGCGCAUACGCUGCAGCUAGCAGUGCAUGAUGGAGUGUUAAGCCAGUGAAGCAUCUUUGACUGUCUGGCUAUUGCAGGGGUCGGGAACGUAUGGCUCGCGAGCCAGGUGUGGCUCUUUUGAUGAUUGCAUCUGGCUCUAAGAUAAAACAAAAUAUUCUCACUUGUUUUAAUCCAUCCAUCUAUUUUCCACUGCUCAUGUCCUGUUCAGGGCUGCAGUUGGCUGCAGGAGCAAUUGUCCAUAAUUUAAAUGGAUUAUAAUAGCCUACGUUGGCCGUUGCUGGGUAAACAGGUAAACGCCCCCUUUUGAAUCAGUCUGCGCCGUCAUUAGCUCAAAGCUAACCCUUCGACGAAGAAGAUGGCGAAAAGAAAAAAAAAUUUGGAGUAUCGUACAUUUCAGGACAAGUGGACCGAAGAAUUCGCCUUUGUGGAGAGAGAAGGUUCUGCGGUGUGUCUAAUUUGCAAUGACAAAAUUGCAUCGAUGAAACGGUCGAAUGUACAGCGGCACUUCAACACACGCCAUGCUACCUUUGCAUCAAAAUACCCUGCGGGAGAAAGUAGAAAGAAAGCGUGCCAAGAGCUACUGAGCAGGCUGCAAGCUAGCCAGCAGCAACUCCGUGUAUGGACCCGACAAGGUGACUAUAAUUCUGCUAGCUUUGCUGGAUCUUUAGCAAUAGUGAGGAACGGAAAACCAUUCACAGAUGGCGAGUAUGCUAAAACGUUCAUGCUGGAUGUAGCCAAUGAACUUUUUGAUGAUCUUCCGAACAAAGACAAGAUAAUCAAACGGAUACAAGACAGGGGUGGGCGAUAUAUAUCGUCUGCGAUAGGAUCGUGAUUGUUGUUUUAACGAUGUGCAAAUUUACAUUAUCGAGUAUUUAAAUUAGUUCGCCAAAACCAAUGAAACGCACGUCCACACUUCACAUUACAGAGCAGCAGCGCUCCAUAAAAAACACAGCACGACUCAGCCACGCUCAAGUCCUGUAAGAAAGUCACAUGACCUCUCUCGCGAGAAGCCUUGCAACAGGUCAGCAGCGUAGUUGUGGAAAAUGCAGGUGGAGGCAGGUACAGUCCCUGACGCAACUUCAGAGGAUUUAGUGCCGAGACGUGGGUCUACUUCUCUGGCAUGGAAAUGGUUUGGUUUCGAAAAGACUGACGUUGGUCAAAACACCGUCAUAUGCAAAAUCUGUCGGAAAGCUAUCGCCGUUAAACAAAGCUCCACAACGAAUCUCUUUCACCACCUCCGCACCAACCACAGUAAAGAGUAUGAAGAAUACGAGAAACUUCGAGACUCUGCAGCUCAAGAUAAACCAAGUAGGCCAGCUGUUCAGCACACCCAACAAACCCUCGCUGAGUCAUUCAGCAGAAAAGUGCCGUAUGACAGAAAAAGUCAACGAUGGCAAGACAUAACCAAUGCUAUCACCAAAUUCAUAGCCAAAGAGAUGUUGCCGAUGCAGUUGGUGGAGGGAAAAAGUUUCAUUGAACUUUUGAAUGUCCUAGACGCGCGAUACACAGUGCCAAGUAGAAAAUAUUUCAGCGGAACCGCUCUCACCACCCUCUAUGAUAAAACUCGUAAAGCUGUGAUGAGUGAAGUGCAAGAGGUGAAACACUUCGCAACAACAACCGAUUUAUGGUCUAGCAGAACAUUGGAGCCAUACCUCUCUCUGACCGUGCAUUUCAUUGAUGAAUCGUGGAAACUUCGGAGCUACUGUUUGCAAACGUCCUAUUUCCCAGAUGCCCACACAGGAGAAAUCAUUGCCCUUGGUCUGAAAGAUGCCCUCGCAUCAUGGUCGCCGAGUGAACAGGACAUGGUCUGCAUGACCACCGACAGCGGCGCAAACGUCGUCAGUGCACUCAGAAUCAAUGACUGGAAAAGGCUACCGUGCUUUGGGCACCGGCUUCAUAUUGCAAUCGAGAGGAGCAUGCGUGAUGCAAGGAUAGACAGAGCCAUUGGUGUCUGCAAGAAGGUGGUUGCAGCCUUUUCCAAUAGCUGGAAUUUGAAAAAAGGACUGGCUGAUGCUCAAAAUCAGAUGAAGCUCCCAGAGCAUAAACUCAUCACAGAAUCACCAACAAGAUGGGGCUCAAGACAGCGCAUGAUAAAGAGGUUUGUUGAACAAGAAAAGGCCAUUCGUCAUGUGCUAGGUGCUGACAAGAAGCGCAGGCAUCUCCUACCAACAUGGCAAGAUGUUGAUGUGCUAGAAUCAGUGAGCAAAGCACUUAGUCCCCUGCUGGAGUUUACAGAUGCCCUCUCAGGUGAGCAAGUAGUAACCAUCUCCUACCUGAAACCGGUACUGUCACUGUUAACUCGGAGGUCCUGGCAGUGAAGUCUGAUGAUACAGAGCUCACAAAAAAAAUCAAGGAAACCAUUCUGGAUUACCUUAACACAAAGUACAGAGAUGACAAUGUGGAUGGCCUUUUAAGUGUAGCAUCCACGCUUGACCCGCGGUUUAAGAACCGCUACAAUGCCGAUGAUCAGAUGAUGAUGUCAACAAUUUCCUCUGAACUUAUGGCUAUGGCAACACAGGAAGAGAGCGAUUCUCCAGGCCCUUCAACUUCCACAGCUCAAGGUGCCACUGCAGAGGGUGGAGCAGAGGGUGAUGAUGACACCUGUGAGCCAGCCAAAAAAACAAAUAAGUCUUUCGGCAGUUAUUUCAAAAAACAGUGAGAGGGGAGUCACAGGCUACUGGCAUAGAAAAGGAGAUCAAGAGUUACCUUCUGAUACCGGAGGUGGACAGCGAUGUCAACCCACUUGCAUGGUGGAAAACCCAAGAGAUGAACUUCCCUAGGCUGGCAAAGCUAGCAAAAAAGUAUCUGUGCGUCCCUGCCUCAAGUAGCCCUUCAGAGAGGGCAUUUAGCACAGGUGGAAACAUUGUGACGUGUCACCGGGCUUCACUCAAGCCAGACAAUGUGGACAGGCUGGUGUUUUUGGCACACAAUUUGAAGUGAACUGUUGUCCUAGAAUGUUCAAAGUUCUGCAAAGUUUCUGGUGUCUGUCCUUAGCUGUGAUAGUAUUGACUAUUUUUUCUAUUUGAGAAUUGUGGAUUUUUUUCUCCACAAUAUUGUCAUUUGUUUACAAAUGUCUAUUUAGUUCUAUUCCUAUUGCAUGCAGCACUUUAUUACAAUUAUUCAAUAUGUCUGCACUGUAGUUCAAUUAAGUUCUUUUUUGUUUGAACCUUUUUAGAAAAUGUGUGUUUUUUUUUAAUACAAUCCUGGACAGAACCUUAAGUUUUAUGAGCACUUGCUGUCCAUUUCUCAGUAUUUCUCAAGGAUGCGUGGAGGACUUUUUUUUUUUUUUUUAACAAUUCAAUGUUCCUGCUGUAAUUCAAUUGAGUUAUUUUUUAUUUGUUUGAUAAAGUUUAAAGACAAUAAAUGUGUUUUUUCUUACACAUUUUAAUCAUUGUAGGUAUUGUAAUCUUUAACCAGGUAUUACUCAGAGAAUUCCAAUCACAUUUUUCAAAAUAUCGACAAAAUAUCGUUAUCGUUAAAAUCUGAAAAAAUAUCGAGAUAUUAUUUUUUGCCCAUAUCGCCCACCCCUAAUACAAGACAUGCCUCUGUCUGCAAGAACUGUUCAUGAUCGUACCAUCACGAUGGCAAACCAAGUGGAGGAAACGCAAGUGAAGGACAUAAAUGCCGCCGUUCUUUUCCUUGGCUUUGGAUGAGUCAACAGACGUAAGCCAUUUCGCAGUUCAGUGUGAUUGCAAGAUAUGCUGCUGGUGACACACUGUGCGAAGAAAGUCUUGCUGUUCUGCCAAUAAAAGGAUCCACAAGAGGUGAGGAUUUAUUCAAGUCUUUCAUGGAGUUCGCUCAAGAAAAAAAUCUACCUAUGGAUAAACUUCUCUCAGUGUGUACUGAUGGUGCUCCGUGUAUGGUGGGGAAAAACAAAGGAUUUUUGGCGCUUCUCCGUGAACAUGAAAAUAGACCCAUCCUAAGUUUCCACUGCAUUCUACACCAGGAGGCACUUUGUGCUCAGAUGUGUGAUGGGCAGCUUGGCGAAGUAAUGUCGCUGGUCAUUCGUGUGAUCAACUUUAUUGUUGCUCGAGCCUUAAAUGAUCGCCAGUUUAAAAC